AUGUCCACCUCCGCAUCCUCGUCGUCCAUGCUCGGGGCGCAGACUUCCGGAGCCCUCACCAAUUCCACCGCCGCCGCCGCAUCGUCCGCCCUCACGUCGCCAGCCUCUCAGGCCGUCCACGUGGCUAGCGUCAAGACGCACGUUCCCGUCGUCCUCGACCUGCAGCAGUCCAACUACGCCAAGUGGCGCAUGCUCAUCACCGUCCUCCUCGGCAAGUACGAGCUCAUGGACCACAUCUCUGCCGUCACGCCGCCGGACGCUCGCACCACCGAGUGGCAGCGCCAGGACUACGUCGUCCGCUCGUGGCUCUACGGCUCCAUCAGCGACGACAUCCUGGACACCAUCAUGGCCCAAGAUCAGACCGCGGAUGACGCCUACGCGCUGAUCCGGAACCUCUUCCUCGACAAUCAGCUCACCCGGGCCGUCUACCUCGAGGCACAGUUCCGGGCCCUCGUCCAGGGCGACCUCACCAUCACCGCCUACUGCCAUCGCCUGAAGGCCCUCUCCGACGCGCUGGCGGACGUGGGGCAGCCCAUGACUAACCAGACCUUGGUCCUCACCUGCCUUCGGGGUCUGAACCCGCGCUUCUCCGACAUCACGACCCUCGUCACGAUGCAAGUUCCGGCUCCCACCUUCCUGCAGACGCGCUCCAUCCUCCUUCUGCGCGAGAACCAGCUCGCCAACGCUACUCCUGGUGGCUCCCUCUUGUCUCAAGUCGCUCUCUAUGGCAAUACCGCCGGGUCCUCCACCGGCGGCAACCCGGGCGGCCGCGGCAACUCGGGCGGCCACGGCGGCCGCUG
Aegilops tauschii subsp. strangulata is the source of this 800-nucleotide messenger RNA. RefSeq lists its product as uncharacterized. Lineage: Eukaryota; Viridiplantae; Streptophyta; Magnoliopsida; Poales; Poaceae. The record is from RefSeq and is a predicted model, not a curated record.